Callorhinchus milii (elephant shark) is the source of this 2797-nucleotide messenger RNA. RefSeq names its product polypeptide N-acetylgalactosaminyltransferase 17 (gene galnt17). The transcript is spliced from 11 exons. Gene Ontology annotation, cellular component: Golgi apparatus. The record is from RefSeq and is a predicted model, not a curated record. The coding region runs from base 63 to 1871 and encodes 602 amino acids. Lineage: Eukaryota; Metazoa; Chordata; Chondrichthyes; Chimaeriformes; Callorhinchidae.
CUCUCUCCUGCGGGUUUGGAGCGGGAUUUGCGGCGGUGUCCACUGUCCCGGAUCCCGGUGUGAUGGCUUCUCUGCGGAGAGUGAAGGGGCUCCUCCUCCUGAACCUCGUGGCUGUGCUCGGUUUCCUGCUGUUCCUGGCCCGGUGCAGGGUCCCGGUGAAGGUGGGGGACUCGGUGCCCGCGGCGCAGAGCAGAGCGCAGCUCAGCAACCGGACCGCCCUGAGCCCUCCGCCGCUGCACCAGGUGCUGCUCACACGGCUGUCACUGCUGGAGGACAUCGUGUACCGACAGCUCAACGGUUUGUCCAAGUCUCUCGGUCUUAUUGAAGGGUUUGGUGGCCGAGGACAAGGCGGGUUACCUGCUACACUUUCCACUGAAGAAGAGCGAGAAGCAGCUGGAGCGUAUGAGAAGUAUGGUUACAAUACAUACCUUAGUAAUAAGAUCUCACUGGAUCGAUCCAUCCCUGACUACCGACCAAAUAGGUGCAAAGAGUUGAACUACCCAAAAGAACUGCCGCAGAUUUCCCUCAUUUUCAUCUUUGUGAAUGAAGCCCUGUCAGUCAUCCUCCGCUCUGUGCACAGUGCAGUGAAUCACACUCCAGCCCAUCUACUCAAGGAGAUCAUUCUUGUUGAUGAUAACAGUGAUGAUGAAGACCUCAAAGCGCCUCUGGAGGAAUAUGUUCACAAACGGUACCCUGGUUUGGUGAAAGUUGUUCGCAAUGAGAAGCGUGAGGGACUGAUCCGAGCCCGAGUCCAGGGAUGGAAAGCUGCCAUUGCGCCAAUCACAGGCUUCUUUGAUGCCCACGUGGAAUUCAGUAGUGGAUGGGUUGAACCUAUUAUAGCCAGAAUUAAAAAUGACCGGAAGCGAAUUAUCCUCCCAUCCAUCGAUAACAUCAAGUACAAUACAUUUGAGGUGCAGCGCUAUGAGAACUGUGCCCAUGGUUACAGCUGGGAGUUGUGGUGCAUGUACAUCAGCCCGCCCAAGGAGUGGUGGGACAGAGGAGAUCCCACAGCUCCAAUCAGGACUCCAGCCAUGAUUGGAUGCUCCUUUGUGGUGAAUAGAUUAUUCUUUGGUGAGAUCGGGCUGCUGGACCCUGGAAUGGAUGUUUAUGGUGGAGAGAACAUAGAAUUGGGGAUUAAGGUCUGGCUGUGUGGUGGAAGUAUGGAGGUGCUGCCCUGCUCCAGAGUGGCUCAUAUUGAACGCAUGAAAAAGCCCUACAAUAGCGAUAUUGGGUUCUACACCAAGAGAAAUGCACUGCGUGUGGCUGAAGUCUGGAUGGAUGAUUACAAAUCUCAUGUUUACAUCGCAUGGAAUAUUCCUAUGGAUAAUCCAGGGAUUGACAUUGGGGAUAUUUCUGAGAGAGUACUAUUGCGAAAACAUCUCAAUUGCAAAAGUUUCCAGUGGUACUUGGACAAUGUGUAUCCAGAGAUGAGGAGAUUCAACAACACUGUGGCCUAUGGGGAGGUUCGUAACAAUAAGGCUAAAGAUUUCUGCUUAGAUCAGGGCCCAUCAGAGAACCACACAGCCAUUCUGUAUCCUUGUCAUGGGAUGGUUCCCCAGCUGGUGAGAUACACGAGGGAAGGGUACCUGUAUCUCGGCCCACUGGGCUCCACAGUGCUGCUGCCAGAUACGCGCUGUCUGGUGGACAACAGGAAGAGUCAAUUUCCUCAGCUCGUUGACUGCGAAAAAGUGAAAAACAUUCACCUGAAAUCCUGGCGCUUUGUACAGAAUGGAUCGAUCCUGAACUUGGAAACGGGCCGUUGUUUGGAGGUGGAGACCGGCAGAAAAAGUGACUUUGGGUUGGAGCUUGUUUUGCGGCAGUGCUCUGGACAAAAAUGGACAAUCAGAAAUGUCUUAAAACAAGCGGGAUAGCGACGGGCCAGCAUGAUCCAGGGGGAAUUAUUUUUGCUCAGUAGACCGGUAUCUUCAAAGGCUUGGGUGGGGGAGCAUUCAUCUGAACACUCACCGCCAUCGGUUGAGGCACUCAUGCCAUUACAAGAUGGAUCGUGCAGUCAGCAGGGGUCACUUUUAUCUUGUGAUUUAAAAAUAAAUACCAAUUUCUGAAUAUAUAUUAUCAAACGGAGAAAUCAGUUGACAAGUAGCGUUUUAAAUUAAAAAUUAUAUGUGUUAUAAUAAAUGGAAUCAUACAUAUUGUGAAGUCUUUUGGUCCAAAUGUAACCAUGGGUACGUGGAGUUUAUUAAAUGAGGACCGCUAGUUGGUCUCUAUCAAUGUUACUCAUUCCAUUGCCAUUCUUAGGUACAAUAUUUACUAACGGAUGGUUUGGAGCUCAUGCUGGAGAUUCCAAACCUCAUGCAAUGUGUGUGUUCUCAGUCUGCAUGAGACCACAGCUCAUAUAUUGCCUUGAGCACCAUGUGGUCAUCCAGCUUGUUCUAACUCACAGACACUGGAGCCAUCAGUGCACUGACUGGGGAGAGCAGUCUGCAGCAGAGAAGGUGUAGUUCAGAAUGGGGUCUGAGGUACGCGAUGAAUGAGCUCUGCAGUAAUGUAUAUCUGUCCCUCAGUGAUAUUGCCCAACAACAUUUAUCAUCUAAUGUGUGUGGACAUGAAGGAGUUAAUGCCGACUGAUGAGACCUUGUCAAAUCUUGUCACUGUUUACAAUGAGCCUCUUACCAGCAAAGGGAAUAACAACUAUGGAUAGAACAAACCUGAGGCUCAAUAACAAUCACCAUCUAACUCAGCGUUGUUGGGAAUCUGUUUGUAUCAAUAUUGCAAAUAUGUGACUGUAUAUUGUGAAUGUAAAAUAAAAACGUGGCAGACACAUUACAAUGCUACCAAA